AUAAAGGAUAUCAACACUUGUUCAUUACAAUUUUUUAUUUAUUUUCAAAUCAAUAGUAAAAAUGGGUCUAAAAUCUGUAUUGUGUGCCAAAAUAGAAAUGAAGGCUGACAAGGAUGUGUUCCAUGAUGUUUUUACAAAUAAACCACACCAUGUCUCUACUAUGUCCCCUUUGCAUGUACAAGGUUUUGAUCUUCUUGAGGGUGAUCUUGGAACUGUUGGAUCCAAAAUUUGUUGGACCUAUACCCUUGAUGGGGAAAAGAGGAUCUCUAAACAAAUACUUGAAGAUGUAGAUCAUGAAAAUAAGGUGCUCGUACUCAAAGAAUUUGAAGGAGAUAUAAUAGAUAAAUAUGAUAGUUUUAAAGCAACUCUUCAUAUCGAAACAAAAGACGAAAUCGAUUUGAUAACCUGGACAUUGGAGUAUGAAAGGCCAAAUGAGACUGUCCCUGAACUUAUAAGUUUGCUGGACUUUGUUGUUGGUAUGACAAAAGGUAUUGAUGAUCACCAUGCCAAUUUGAGUUGCAUUUGCACGUUGAGAGGAUAUCAACACUUGUCUAUUACAAUUUUUUUUAUUAUUUUCAAAUCAUUAGUAAAAAUGGGUCUAAAAUCUGUAUUGUGUGCCAAAAUAGAAAUGAAGGCUAACAAAGAUGUAUUUCAUGAUGUUUUUACAAAUAAACCACACCAUGUUUCUACUAUGUUCCCUUUGCAUGUACAAGGUUUUGAUCUUCUUGAAGGUGACCUUGGAACUGUUGGAUCCAAAAUUUGUUGGACCUAUACCCUUGAUGGGGAAAAGAAGAUUUCGAAACAAAUACUUGAAACUAUAGAUUAUGAAAAUAAGGUGCUCACACUCAAAGAAUUCGAAGGUGAUGUAACAGAUAUAUAUGAUAGUUUUAAAGCAAUUCUUCAUAUCGAAACAAAAGGCGAAAUCGACUUGGUUUGCUGGACAUUGGAGUAUGAAAGGCCAAAUGAGAAUGUCCCUGAACUUAUAAAUGUGUUGAACUUCGUUGUUGGUAUGACAAAAGCUAUUGAUGAUCACCAUGCCAAUUGAUGAAUUGAUAAGAUCUAUGUUGCUGGACAAGUGCAUAUUGUGUACUUUCUUUUAAUGUGUGUUAUGUCUUUCUCAUGUAAGCUAUAUGUUAUGUUGCCAACUUUAUUAACCUUUGUGUUGUGUAAUAAGACAUGGUAUGAAGUUUUUAUGUAUAUUGUG
Solanum lycopersicum (tomato) is the source of this 1204-nucleotide messenger RNA. NCBI's taxonomy places the organism in Eukaryota, Viridiplantae, Streptophyta, Magnoliopsida, Solanales, Solanaceae. The record is from RefSeq and is a predicted model, not a curated record.